Phlebotomus papatasi is the source of this 688-nucleotide messenger RNA. Its product is annotated as mitochondrial inner membrane protease subunit 2. Bases 109 to 612 code for a protein of 167 amino acids. Gene Ontology annotation, biological process: mitochondrial respiratory chain complex assembly. The transcript has 2 exons. Gene Ontology annotation, molecular function: serine-type endopeptidase activity. Gene Ontology annotation, cellular component: membrane; mitochondrial inner membrane peptidase complex. The record is from RefSeq and is a predicted model, not a curated record. NCBI's taxonomy places the organism in Eukaryota, Metazoa, Arthropoda, Insecta, Diptera, Psychodidae.
UCAGCAGGUUUCCUUCUGACCUGCCUCUGGGAAGUCUCCGUCUCUUUCAUCUCUAAAAUCCCUGCUGUAUCUGCAUGAGAGAGUAUUCCUGGACAAAGUGAAAAACAAAUGGGAAUUCCCUACUUUUUAAAAUCUGCCCUCGCGGGAAUUCCCAUUGGUCUAGCCUUCCUGGACAUUGUAGGUUAUGUUGCACGCGUUGAAGGGUCGUCAAUGCAGCCAGCCCUUAAUCCUGGCCUAACGGACACAGAUUAUGUCUUCCUGUCGCGCUGGAGUAUUAGACAUCUCGAGUUAAAUCGCGGAGACAUUGUGAGCCUCAUCUCCCCAAAAAAUCCCGAACAGAAGAUCCUGAAGCGUGUCGUAGCCCUCGAGGGCGAUGUUAUUUCGACCAUAGGCUACUUCAAACCCUAUGUCACUGUUCCGGAAGGACAUUUUUGGAUUGAGGGAGACAACACUGGCAAUUCCUUGGACAGCAAUACCUUCGGGCCGGUUGCUUUGGGGCUCGUGACAGCCCGCGCGACGUGUAUCGUGUGGCCUCCCUCCCGAUGGCAAAUUCUCCCCUCAGUCCUACCUCAGAAAAGAGCCCCAAUCAUCCGGAGAGAUCAAAAAUCUUAGUUUUUUUUUCUUGACUGUGUUCUAUUGAAUUAAAAAAGUCCCUCAGGGACAAUAAAUUAGCUAGCAUUAACCUGAA